This is a messenger RNA of Oncorhynchus nerka (sockeye salmon), 2296 nucleotides long. RefSeq names its product alpha-2-antiplasmin-like. The transcript is spliced from 8 exons. Gene Ontology annotation, molecular function: serine-type endopeptidase inhibitor activity. The record is from RefSeq and is a predicted model, not a curated record. Gene Ontology annotation, biological process: negative regulation of endopeptidase activity. Bases 376 to 1788 code for a protein of 470 amino acids. Lineage: Eukaryota; Metazoa; Chordata; Actinopteri; Salmoniformes; Salmonidae.
GAAGUAAAACAGAAACCUUUGGCCCUCUGACAAACACUUGUGGUCCCAGAGCAAAACACCACCCAUCUCUGCACUGUAGAACCAGGCUUAUGCUGCGCCAAACUGACCACUAGCCAAGCAAUCCUGCUUUUGAUUGGCUCUCUUUUCCUCUCAGCCAAUCAGUGGUCCCAUGUCCAGCAGCAAUAGGUACUUUGUUAUUGUUCUGUAAAAGUGAGUGGUUCAAUAAUUGCUAUGCAUUGAUAAUCACUGUUAUUGAAUCUUAAAUAUCAAAGUUACUGUGACAGGGUAGGAACCAUCGUUUCGGUCCAUGUUUCCCAGGGGACUAUAAUUGGUGUUGAACAUGUAAAUGUAUAAAAGCACCGUAGAGUGCUAUUCAUGUUAGAGCUUGGUACUGGAACAGUCAUUGUUUGGAAAGGUGGUGUGAUGUCAAGUGUUAAUUCUGUUUAUUCUGUUUUGCAGGCUAUCUGUUGGGAUAUGGUGCUGUAUCUGGCUGUGCUCUUGCUGCUCUGCCUCUGUCAGCAGGGACUAACUGAUGAAACUGGUAUGGUAGCUCCUGAGGACCACUCCUGUGGAGAGCAGGUGUUCAGACAGGAGGCCUGGCGGUCAGUAGGAGGUGCUAUUGAGAGACUGGGCCGGCAACUACUGGACAGCCUGCAUACAGGGCCGGAGCAGCCCAAUGUCAUCAUAUCACCCUUAAGUGUGGCCCUCGCACUAGCACAGCUCUCACUGGGAGCUCACAACGAGACCAAGAAGUUGCUGCUCAGUUCUCUACAUGCCCACACUGUACCCUGCUACCAUCACACCCUGGGCAGCCUGCUCCAACACCUCACCAACACUUCCCUACAGGUGGCCACACGCAUGUACCUGCGCCCAGAGUUUGAGGUGUACCAGUCCUUUAUUGCAGAAUCCCUGCGUAGGUACAGAUCAGAGCCUGCCCCCCUGAUCUCAGUGGAGGAGGUCAACCGAUGGGUGGAGGAGGCCACCAAAGGUCACAUGACCAAUUUCCUGCCCAGUAUUCCGCACGACAUGGUGCUAAUGCUUAUCAAUGCUGUGCAUUUCAAAGGUGAGUGGGAGGCUCGCUUCGACCCUCAGCUCACACAGAAAGGGGAAUUCUACCUUGACAACAACAACUUUGUCCAUGUGGACAUGAUGCGCUCAGCCAAGUACCCACUGAGCCUGUUAGAAGAUGGGGAGCUUGGAGCUCAGGUUGCACGUUUUCCGUUUAAGGGAAACACCAGCUUCCUAGUAGUGAUGCCGUUGCCAGGAAGAGGAAAUGUGUCAUCGCUGGUGGCCAAGCUAAACAUCUCGGACCUGUACAGGCGUCUACCUCAGGAGAGCACCAUGCAGGUCCAACUGCCAAAGUUCACCCUGCAGUACCGUCAAGAGCUACAGGAGGCGCUGUCCAGCAUGGGUUUGGGAUCUCUGUUCUCUGGUCCUGAUCUGUCCGGUAUAUCGGCGGUUCCUCUGCAGGUGUCCAGUGUGCGUCACGCUUGCGGGCUAGAGCUCAGUGAGGAAGGGGCCGACGCAUCUGCAGCCACCUCUGUUACCAUAAUGCGCUCCGUUCCCAUCUUCUUUGUAAACUCCCCCUUCCUGUUCGCCCUGGUAGACCACACCUCCCUUUCUCCCCUCUUCCUGGGUACUGUCACUAACCCUGCCCCUGACACCAGCCCAAUGCACAUUGACAGUCAACUCGGUGAUGAUCCCCAUGGCAACAAUACCCAAAGUGACAGCACUAAUAGUAACAAUGUACAGAGUGAUGGUCCCCAUAGCAGCAACAAUGUACUUUGACCAGCCAUAGUGAGAAUGCAGUGUGGCGCCCCUGCUGGAGGGAGGUGCAUCGGCACCCCCUGAAUGAAGUGGAGGAGGAACUCCAACAACCAAGUGGCAGGGCAAAGAUCCUGUGCCAACCCCUCUCAUACAGUUCCUUCCUAAACCAACUUUGGAUGGGGCAGGCUGGGCAUCAAUCUCUCACUUUUCUGUCCUGAACAAUACAGCACAACCAGCCGGUCACAUAUGGAUCCUAGCCCUCAUAUAGCAAAUCCCAAUCCAUUGGCACAGUUCCCAGACCAAAAUCAACCCCAGUCCCUAUGCCUAGACACCUGACUUCUCACAGUCCCUCCCCACUGUGUGCCCCUGGACUUAGGAGAGACCAUGGACCUGUCCCAUAAUACUGUGUGGAUGAACACUCAAAUUUGUUGCCAUUUUUACACUUGGUUGUGCACUGUCUUACACUAUUUGUGCUUUGUUCUGAUUAUUCCCACCUCUGGUAUUGAUUAAAGAAAAGGGAUGAAGUCAA